This is a messenger RNA of Actinia tenebrosa (Australian red waratah sea anemone), 3318 nucleotides long. RefSeq names its product ATP-dependent RNA helicase DEAH12, chloroplastic-like. The record is from RefSeq and is a predicted model, not a curated record. NCBI's taxonomy places the organism in Eukaryota, Metazoa, Cnidaria, Anthozoa, Actiniaria, Actiniidae.
GACUUUAACUCUUACCGUGACAUGCACUUUGCUACUUAUGAAAAGCCUGAAGAAGCGACACUAGCCGUAGAGUUUUGUACAGCUGAUGAGCUUGGUUACAGGGUUGAGCCCAAGAGGACACGACAGAUGUCACAGCAAGGAAGAGACUCCUCUCAUUUUAACUUCAGAAUAAAAAUAACUUGGCAUCGUCGCGAGCCUAAAGGAAUGGCAAAUGUGUCCUUCGAGAACCAACCCGAAGAAGUGUGGUACGAGAUUUCUUCGAUAUCCGAGCUUACAAUAAGAUCCAGAUCAGCUCGUGUUCGUAGAGACAAGCAUAGAGAGAMGACCCUUUUCCUCCACAGCCUUAGUACUAACACUACAAAGCAAGACAUCAGAGAAGCAGUGGAGACGUUUUUUCAUGGUUGUAUUACGAUAAGAGACCAACACAUUUUAAUCCAGUACAAACAGAGAGAAACAAUGGCCGAUACAGGGGCACAGAAGACAGUUUUAGAGAAAUUGAUAUCAAGAUAUGCAAGGCCAGGAAGUUUUGAGGUAACAGUGCUAGACGUACCAAAUAAAUCCCCUUUUGGUGUCGCCAAUGCUGAUUUCCUCAACCCAAACGAAGGCAUUCAGGUCGUUGGACGUCUCAGUGGAAAAAGAUGUUAUGGCCUAAACCGCCUUGAAAUGUGGGAGGUGUUCCUAGAAGUCAAGCCUUACUUGAAUUUCUUUGAUACCUGUAUGACAAGCGUCUACGACCUCGUCAAGGAUGAAGUCCAAAGCAAAAUCGAUGAAAUUGCAAAAGAAUGCGCUGAAAACUGCAAACACCAACUUCGAUUGAAAGAAAAGCCAGCAAAGUCCAAAGGACGGAUKGAAUUAUCAGUGGAUACGACGUGUUUGGAACACCAUUUGCAGGCGUCGAAAGAAAUAUCCAAGUGUAUCCAAGGUGAGAAGAUCGAAUGUUCUAAACCUUCGAUGUUUCUUCUCGGUAAAAGUGGUAGAGACCAUCUCAAGGAAAUUCAGAAACAAAGUGGGGCCUUCAUUUGUACUGAUGAAAGAACCAUGGCUAUAACCUUGUAUGGCACUAGCGAACAGAAAGAGAAAGCAAGAGACGCUGUSUAUCGUUUUAUCCAAGACCUCGCAUUGCAGGGAAGYACUGUUUGGGAAGUCAACUUAAAAGAGGACGGACGGCCUAGAGGUUUGAUGAAACAACUGAUGUCAAAAUAUGGUCGGGAAUUUGAAGGACUACUUGAAAUAGAAGGAGUCAACAAGGUGGAUAUAUACCUUUCUAAGCAAGUCUUGAAGGUCCAAAGUACACCUGACGCAAAAAGCCACGUCCUUCGUGUGAUCGAAGAAAUAGCAAAGACUAUAGCACCCCUUCAGCCAAAUACUGGAACKGAAAUUGAAGAGGAAGAGUGCCCUAUCUGUUUUUGUGCGAUAGACGACGAAACAACCUCAUACAGACUUGCCAUAUGUGGGCAUGCUUGCUGUAUGACUUGUAUAGAGCARCAAUUCAAUGCAGCGGUGUUUCCACUGUGUUGCACUCACGAAGACUGUCCGGAGAUGUUUGCUUUGGAUAUGAUCGAUCUUCUAACUCAAAAGAAGGAGCUGCAUGAUAAAGUCAUGAAGAUGUCUCUUAAGUCCUAUGUCGAUGCCAAUCAAGACAAGGCACGUUACUGUCCGACACCUGAUUGCCCAAUGGUCUAUCCCGUUACCACGAACGGGAAACUAUUUCGAUGCAGUGUGUGUUCUACUGCAAUCUGUUCUUCUUGUCACCAACCAUACCACCUUGGUCUUACAUGCAAAGAAAAUGAAAUCGACAAGACAGACCCGGGAAAAGCGUUGCUUGAGAAGUGGAUGAAUGAGAAACCUGGCAGAAGAAAGCGUUGUCCGUCGUGUAAUUCUCCUAUCGAGAAAAAUGGAGGGUGUAAUCAUAUGGAGUGUGUACACUGUAAAUCACACCUGUGUUGGCCAUGCAUGGAGGUUUUUUCCACCGGAGCUGMGGUUUACGCUCAUCAAGCGUUCUGCCCUAUACGGGUUGGAAACUAGGAGAUUGGUUGGAUUGACCUUCUUCCCGCGUGUUUUUGUGUCAGAUAGAAGAURCCACUAGCUUUAGCUUAUCAACGUAUCCGUUUUGGGGAGUGGAUGUACUGCAAGACUGGAUACUAUGGCAAUUAAUGUUUUCCCGCAUGUUUAGUUUUAAUCAUAAAAGAUUCUGCAAGUUGAACUUAUAUGCAUGAACGUUUUCCUCACCGUAUGGGAGCUGAUGAUCUUUAUAACAAUUACAAGGGUCAACCAUUUUGUCCCAUACGAGUUGGAGACUAGUAGACUGGAUGUUGCAGUAGUUUUUCCGUCGCGUUUCGUCGGCUUUCAUUGAURGCAGUUGAACUUAACUAAAGGAACUACCGACGUUAAAUGUAGAUACUUUACCUUUUUUCUCGCUUGUUUUAGACAAUGUGGCUAAUUCAUGGUUCCGAUUCCCUUGGUUACCGUUGCGAUGCCCUGCAAGCUUGACAAAUUAUUUAGAAUAUCUCAGAGUUUAAAAUAUUGAUCGCGGARUAUUGGCUAUAAUUGUUUCAAUUUAACAAAUUGAAGUCAGUUUUCUAUGGGUCUGUACUGUAAUCGAAAAUGAGAUGACGUCAAAAAUGAUGCAAACUGAAGUGGAACAAAAUUGAACAAAAAGACAAGUAAAUAGUUUGAAAAAGCCGAUUCAUCCGCUCGCUCAGUGCGCGCGUGACGGAUGUUGUAAGCACAAGCAGGCUUAGCCUCUAAUCGACAAUGGUUCUAUGCCAAUAAGCGCGCGAGGAAUUUCCAAGUUAUGGUAAAAUGAAAUUUUUCCCAUCGACCUGAUGUUUGAUUUACGUUCAUUAAUGCAUAGUUAAUAGAGCGGAAUAGUAUUUAUAUAUAUAUAAAGGGAUUGCUUCGCGUUUGAGGUUGAGCCGUAUCAUCACGUGAUACUGAACGKGCGCAAUGAACCGAAGUAAGUAUCGCUGAAAAUACUGGUUUCCUUAUCUUAUGUAUGAACAUUUUGAAAGUGAAAACUUUCAUUCGAUGACCACAAACUAAGCGGAUAAAUAAUUCCGCGCAGAUAAAGUUAAGUAACUACAUGAUAAAUAGGAAAGCAUGAAAAAGGUUGAUCUUUGUUCUAAUACACAAUUAAUUUUAAUCAUAUAGGAUUAAUUAACAAACAAUAACUAUCCUAAAGAAAUUUUUUUAGGGAAAGAAACUUCUAUGUUUCCGAAUACUGUGAACAAACGGAGCAACUUUUCCUUCUCUGUGCACGGUCACGUCAUAURACAAUGGAUAAAGUUGGACCAAAACCUAGAACAAUAGGUUUCCAAA